This is a messenger RNA of Adineta ricciae, 1566 nucleotides long. The record is from the annotation of a GenBank genome assembly. Lineage: Eukaryota; Metazoa; Rotifera; Eurotatoria; Adinetida; Adinetidae.
AUGGGCAAUCAUCAAAUACAUCCGAGACGGCAACAUCGUCCCAGUGAAUCGGUUGGCUUCAAUAAACACGAUAGCGAAGAUGAACGUUUAGUAACGAUUCAACAAAGAGAACGACGAAUUUCGACAAGAAGCAUUCCACCGGUAGAUGAAGAUGACAAUAUGAUUCGGACGAUUGAAUGUACAGCGAGGAUAUUCUCUGUACCUGCUCUACCAUUUGACACCUGCGCAUGUAUUAUCGGAACAUUCACCGAUUGGAUAGAAGAACGAAUGCAUAAAGUAGAUGGAAAAUACGAAGUACGACUGGAAAUACCUGAUGGAUGCCACUAUUAUCAAAUAUUCGUCAAUGGGCGCCCGCGAUUCAUUCCUAGUGAAACGAUCGAAUUUCAUUCUAAAUUCGGUCGUGUGCAUUUUCUUUCUAUCAAUGGUAAUGAUUCACAUGUAAAUAACCAUUUCGAAGGAACGAUUUUAUCUCUGCAUAAAAUGAAUGAAUGGACACAGGAUGUAAAUAAUCAACUCAUACCAGCCGAGCAACCGCCACCACCUCGUAUUCCACCUCAUCUUCUCAAUAUUCUUCUCAAUCGGAAACUUCCUGCUCAUUGUGAUCCAGAUGUUCUUCCCGAACCGAACAGCGUCAUGCUUGGACACUUAUAUGCCCUCUCGAUUCAAAACGGAAUUAUGAUUCUAAGCACAACGAUUCGAUACAAACAAAAAUACAUAAACCUCUCGUCUUUUUUAUAUGUUAUUCCCGUAUAUAUAUAUACAUAUAUUUGCAAUUGCAACUCAAUGUCGCGAACAUCGAAACAGGCAACAGUAGCUCGAGUACUUACGAAAGAUCAGCCUUCACAUAGUUUGGUUCACAAUGGUUGUGAAAAGCAGACACGCGCAUUCUUGAAUGGAAAUAGCCAAUUUAAAACGCAUCUGCCUCGUCGAAGUCACUCCAGUCCCCACGAACGAAACAAUUUACUCUCCGUUGCGCUAGAAGAUGUUCAACCGUUAGAAUCAUAUGGCGAUAGUUCAUCGGUCAUUUUUGGCCGAAGUCGUAUUGAACUAUCGGAAGAAAGAAUUUACGUUGAAGAUAUGAAGGGUAGAAUGUCGAACAAAUCUCGCAGAAGAGGUUCAGCGAAAAAAUCGAUAUGUCUUUUCCUCCUUGUAUUUCUUGUUGGUGUGACAACGAUUCUAGCAUUGGCAUCAGCACUUGGUGUUAUUGUUGCUGAUGAAAGCAUAACAAAAUUCAUUGAAAUUCUGACAGCAACUGUACCAACGACAGCACCGUUUUUGCCAACUACUGAUGCUUCCACAUUUACAACUGCACAAGAAACAAUCACGUCCGAACGUGCUUCUAUGACGGAUUCCACCGUACCAAUUCUUGCUCCAACAAUUCUAAAUCUCCUUAAUGAACCAUUCGAAGUGAUUACUGAUGAUCCCAUCUCCAGUACUCACUUGCAAUUGCAAACCUUCUUCGAUGUGGCUACUACAUCUGACGAAUCUUUCACAGUCGAUAUAACGACAACGUCAGAAGAGAAUAUUAUUACAUUUGAUACAACUACAUUUGGAACCCAAGAAUAG